Messenger RNA from Coffea eugenioides, 2372 nucleotides. RefSeq names its product metal transporter Nramp2-like. The transcript is spliced from 3 exons. Gene Ontology annotation, biological process: metal ion transport. NCBI's taxonomy places the organism in Eukaryota, Viridiplantae, Streptophyta, Magnoliopsida, Gentianales, Rubiaceae. The coding region runs from base 114 to 1742 and encodes 542 amino acids. Gene Ontology annotation, cellular component: membrane. The record is from RefSeq and is a predicted model, not a curated record. Gene Ontology annotation, molecular function: cadmium ion transmembrane transporter activity; manganese ion transmembrane transporter activity.
GCACGAGAACGGCACAAGCACUGGACGAAUCUAACUAAUCCUCCGACAGCCAACACCAACCACCGCCACCGUCGGAGAUCACCUUAAUCUCCGCCAGCAGAGUUAAUAAUACGAUGGGCUCAGCUCCACCUGAAGACCCAACACCUUCAAAAGACGAAGAAGCCUGCCAUCUUCUAUCCUCCUCCUCUCUACCCUCACCUUCACCGUCGCCGUUAGUUGACGCCAGCUUAAGAAAAUGUCUACAAGAACAAGAAGAAGAAGAAGUGGCAUACGAAUCCCGAGAUAAAAUUUUGGUCGUGGAUAUUGAAUCAGACGGUGCAGAUUACUCAACAGUGCCACCUUUCUCGUUCAAGAAAUUAUGGUUAUUUACCGGUCCGGGUUUUCUAAUGAGUAUAGCGUUUCUAGAUCCGGGUAAUUUAGAAGGGGAUUUACAAGCGGGUGCAAUUGCGGGUUAUUCUUUAUUAUGGUUGUUAAUGUGGGCCACGGCAAUGGGCCUACUGAUACAGCUUUUGUCGGCGAGGAUUGGUGUGGCGACCGGGAAACACUUGGCUGAGCUUUGCCGGGAAGAGUAUCCGAAUUGGGCUCGGAUUUUGCUUUGGUUCAUGGCGGAGGUAGCUUUAAUUGGAGCUGAUAUUCAGGAGGUUAUUGGGAGUGCUAUUGCUAUUCAGAUUCUUAGCCGGGGAGUUUUGCCCUUGUGGGCGGGCGUUUUGAUUACUGCCUCUGACUGUUUUUUAUUUUUGCUUCUUGAGAACUAUGGAGUGAGGAAGUUGGAAGCUGUUUUCGCAGUUCUUAUCUCGACCAUGGCUAUAUCCUUUGCUUGGAUGUUUGGUGACACAAAGCCCAGUAGAAAUGAACUUCUAAUAGGUCUUUUGGUACCAAAGCUCAGCUCAAGAACUAUUCAUCAGGCUGUUGGAGUAGUAGGUUGUGUCAUAAUGCCUCACAAUGUGUUUUUGCAUUCUGCUUUGGUACAAUCAAGGAAAAUUGACCCCAACAAGAAAGGGCAGGUUCGAGAAGCACUCACUUACUACUCAAUUGAAUCUUCAGUCGCCCUCUUUGUUUCCUUCAUGAUUAAUGUAUUUGUAACAACUGUUUUUGCCAAGGGGUUUUACGGUAGUAAACAAGCUGAUGGUAUAGGGUUAGUAAAUGCUGGACAAUAUCUUCAAGAGAAAUAUGGUGGAGGAUUGUUCCCCAUUCUCUACAUUUGGGGUAUUGGAUUAUUAGCAGCUGGACAAAGUAGCACCAUAACUGGAACUUAUGCUGGCCAGUUUAUCAUGGGAGGUUUUCUAAAUCUUCGUCUAACGAAAUGGCUGAGGGCAUUGAUCACUCGUAGUUGUGCCAUUUUGCCUACUGUUGUGAUAGCCCUUAUUUUCAACAGAUCUGAGUCAUCACUGGAUGUUCUAAAUGAAUGGCUUAAUGUGCUUCAGUCCAUACAGAUACCUUUCGCUCUUAUUCCACUUCUCACCUUGGUUUCGAAGGAACAGGUUAUGGGAGUCUUUCGGAUUGGGCCCACUCUGGAGAAAGUAGCUUGGACCGUGGCUGCCCUGGUGAUAGUGAUUAAUGGGUAUCUUUUGCUAGACUUUUUCUCCUCUGAAGUUCAUGGAUUGCUCUUUGGUUUCCUGGUUUGUGCGGGAACUGUUGCAUAUCUAGCAUUUAUCUUAUAUCUGAUAUCGCGUGGUGGUGGUCCUUUUUCAAAUUGGAUCAACAUACCGCUCUUCAAGGUGUUUACAACAUCUGGAAAUUAAGGCAAAAACUUCUUCUUUAGGUCAAGAAUUAAAAUUAUCACCAAAAACGUUGAGCAAUCACAGCCAUGGGGCUGAUGGAACAUGACCCUGCACUUACUUGACCUGAUACACGCUUUGACCAGGAUUUCCUCCCAAUGGCGUUCUCUAUUCACAAUGACAAUACAGUCUGAAAGUAAAAUUUUGUGCAUAAGUGUUCAAUUACAGUGAGUGCUUCAGAACGGAUGAAAUUUGUAAAUCUAUUGUUGGGGAGAUGUACCUAAUUCAUUGAGAUGGAACGGGGCUUUUACAGCUGGAGAAGGUGAUCCUCUAAUGCCGUUGACCAGAUAUUGAAAGGAUCUUGUGAAAAGAAUGGGACGUGUUCUCUGCAUGAUGAAGGUGAUGCUCUGGCUUCGUUUGUGCAAUUCUUGUUACGUGUCAAUUAUACUCGAAUAGAUAGAUGUACAUUUAUCAAAAAUUCCCCCAUUUUUUUUUUGUGUAAAGAACUGAGAUAUUUUAUUUCCAGAAGACAAUACCAUUAUUGGAAUAGACAGGAGGGACUAGCCUUUGGGAUGACACUGCAAAUUGCUAUAGUGGACACCUCAGAUCUUUGGAUAUCUUUUCUUUAAAAGAAUUUGAGAUCUUUUUCCUUGA